AUGAUGACGUGCCGUCUGCUGUGCGCCCUGUUGGUGCUCGCCCUGUGCUGCUGCCCGUCCGUGUGCGUUGCGCAGGAUCCUGAAACGGUUGAAGAGCCUGCCGAGACGACUACGACCACUACCACACAGCCACCGGACUCUAAAACUCACCCUAACCCUGAAGUUGAUGUGAAGGGAACCGGCAUCAAUUCAUCGCCUCCUGAAUCAGGAGGACAGGGAAAGGAUCAGCCAAGACCGCACGCACCACCAGUGAAUAAGCCGGCUGAGAAGCCAGCAGAAGAUGCCGGAGCGGAACAACGUUUGACCGGUACUUCACCAAUAUCGGAAGAGGCUGCCAGUGCGUUACAGAAACAAGGUGAUAAAGGUACGACAGGGUUACAAAGUGACACUAAUAAAUCUGCAGACCUCACAGAUAAGGAAGACGAAGAACCCGCAAAGACGACCACGACGAACAAACCUCCUGCCCAGACGACCACAACUACCACCACUACGACAAAGGCACCAACCACGACUACCACUGCGCCAGAGGCACCAAGCACUACGACUACAGAGGCGCCAACCACGACGACCACCCGCGCACCGUCACGUCUUCGCGAAGUCGACGGCAGCCUCAGCAGCUCUGCGUGGGUGUGUGCCCCGCUGGUGCUUGCCGUAUCCGCGCUGGCGUACACCACUGUGGGCUGA
Messenger RNA from Trypanosoma cruzi, 684 nucleotides. Its product is annotated as mucin TcMUCII, putative. The record is from RefSeq and is a predicted model, not a curated record. Bases 1 to 684 code for a protein of 227 amino acids. Lineage: Eukaryota; Euglenozoa; Kinetoplastea; Trypanosomatida; Trypanosomatidae. The transcript has a single exon.